GAUAGAAUCCAGACCCUCCUCACCGGCCUAGCUGUGCCCCACCCAACUCUGCCCAUAAGUGCGAGAGCUCCAGCCGCCUCCAUGGCCUCAGGAAGGAGUCAGGGGACUGGCCCCAUUCAGGGAGCCACUCCAGCCAGACACGCUGGCCAGAAUGGUGCUGACUGAGCUGCUCCUCAUGGUCAUGCUUCUCCUAACUGCGAGACUAACUCUGUCCAGCCCAGCUCCUCCCGCCUGUGACCCCCGACUCCUAAAUAAACUGCUCCGUGAUGCCCAUGUCCUCCACGGCAGACUGAGCCAGUGCCCAGACGUUAACCCUUUGUCCACACCUGUCCUGCUGCCUGCUGUAGACUUCAGCUUGGGAGAAUGGAAGACUCAGACGGAGCAGAGCAAAGCCCAGGACCUUCUGGGAGCAGUGACUCUUCUGUUGGAGGCAGUGAUGACGGCAAGAGGACAGUUGGGACCCACCUGCCUCUCAGCCCUGCUGGGACAGCUUUCUGGACAGGUCCGCCUCCUCCUUGGUGCCUUGCAAGGCCUGCUGGGAACCCAGAGCAGGACCACCGCUCACAAGGAUCCCAACGCCAUCUUCCUGAACUUCCAACAACUGCUCCAAGGCAAGGUGAACAGCAGCACCUGCCACGGGGGCUUGGACACGAUCCACGACCUUGAGGAGUGA
Molecule: messenger RNA, 673 nt
Organism: Ochotona curzoniae (black-lipped pika)
Lineage: Eukaryota; Metazoa; Chordata; Mammalia; Lagomorpha; Ochotonidae
Gene: THPO
Product: thrombopoietin
Exons: 6
Coding region: 152-673 (173 amino acids)
Biological process (GO): cell population proliferation; thrombopoietin-mediated signaling pathway; positive regulation of ERK1 and ERK2 cascade
Cellular component (GO): extracellular region
Molecular function (GO): cytokine activity; hormone activity
Source: RefSeq, a predicted model, not a curated record